Solea senegalensis (Senegalese sole) is the source of this 726-nucleotide messenger RNA. Its product is annotated as C-X-C motif chemokine 11-6-like. The transcript is spliced from 4 exons. Gene Ontology annotation, cellular component: extracellular region. Gene Ontology annotation, biological process: antimicrobial humoral immune response mediated by antimicrobial peptide; inflammatory response; chemokine-mediated signaling pathway. The record is from RefSeq and is a predicted model, not a curated record. Gene Ontology annotation, molecular function: chemokine activity; CXCR chemokine receptor binding. The coding region runs from base 140 to 490 and encodes 116 amino acids. NCBI's taxonomy places the organism in Eukaryota, Metazoa, Chordata, Actinopteri, Pleuronectiformes, Soleidae.
CCAUCUGCCUCUACCCCUCACAGUUCUCUUGUCAACACACUUUACUGACCUUAACAGAGGUUCUUUCUGCCCUCUUACCCACAAACACCAAGUUUGUUCUGCAGCACUGGCGUCAUCUUGAUCAAAGAGGAAACCAAAAAUGUCUGGCAUCAUCAAAGUGUUUCUGCUCCUGGCUGUUCUGAUCUGCAUCUCUAAAGCACAACUCAGAGAAUCAAAGCAGAGCUGCCUGUGUCGGAGCGUCAGGGAUUCCAUUAUGAAAAAUUCUCGACAAAGGGACAUCCAGAUCUACCCGGCAACCAUGUUCUGUAACAAAGUGGAGAUUGUUGUCACAACCAGCAAUGGCCGGCGUUACUGUCUGAACCCAGACAAGAAAGCGGUGCAAGACCUCGUGCUUGAUAUGAUAAAUAAAAAAAACCCUACAGUCAGACGAGCUCAGUCCACUUCCAGUCCCAGUUCCAACCCUGACAGCUCCAGCACGGCUCACAACUGAAUCUUCAGGCAUGGACAUCAACAUGUGACCUCCAACCCCAUAAAGUGAAUGUAGAUGUGAAAGGAAUGAAAGCUUUUGUCUAUUUAUCUUGCACUUUGUCUAUUUAUCUUGCACUUGCAUCACAUCUGUAUUUGAUGUAUGUAUUUGUUUUGUGACGUUUAGUUUGUUCUAUAGCCUUGGUUUUCUGUAUAAUUCAGGGUUGUUGUUUUCUUUUUAAAUAAAUCAAAUUCAAUGGA